Messenger RNA from Linepithema humile (Argentine ant), 2878 nucleotides. It is a transcript of the gene Rab35, whose product is annotated as RAS oncogene family member Rab35. Gene Ontology annotation, cellular component: plasma membrane; endosome membrane. NCBI's taxonomy places the organism in Eukaryota, Metazoa, Arthropoda, Insecta, Hymenoptera, Formicidae. The record is from RefSeq and is a predicted model, not a curated record. Gene Ontology annotation, biological process: endocytic recycling. Gene Ontology annotation, molecular function: GTP binding; GTPase activity.
CGGCGGUGACAAGGUUGGUGACAAUUUGAUAUGGGAUGGGCGUCGCGUUGAACGAAGAGUACAGCUUUUUUUUCUCCCACCGUGAUGAUAAUGAAUGGUGAUAUCGCGACAUACAAACAUGGCCAUCAUUUGAUACUGCAGUCGUCCGCCGAUCCAGACGAGUCUAGACUGCUGCUACUGGUGCUACUGCUGGAAUUCGCGCGGGGGUAGUAUACCGUUCGUCUUGUCGCGUAUACACGCCCGAACCGAAGAAACGCGCAUCUCGUAAAAAAAAAGAAUUAUCUCGUGCGCACGGGUGCGAGAAAGAGAAAGAAACAGAGAGAGAAAGAGAGUGAGCGCGUAUCGGCCACAUCGCAAACUUUUGGAGGCUGCGGCGUGCGUCAUAUGCCCGUUAAGAUGGCCCGGGAAUAUGAUCAUCUGUUCAAGCUGCUCAUCAUAGGAGACAGUGGUGUAGGUAAAAGCUCACUCCUACUGAGAUUUGCUGACAAUACUUUCAACGGCAGUUAUAUAACUACGAUAGGAGUGGAUUUUAAAAUACAAACUGUGGAGGUGGACGGCGAGCGAGUGAAGCUGCAAAUUUGGGAUACCGCUGGACAAGAACGUUUCCGGACAAUAACUUCAACUUACUAUAGGGGAACGCACGGCGUUAUAGUUGUGUAUGAUGUGACCAGCGGUGAUACGUUCGCGAACGUUAAACGGUGGUUGCAUGAAAUCGAACAGAAUUGUGAUGUGGUUAACAGGGUACUCGUAGGAAAUAAGAAUGACGCACCUAAUCAGAAGGUGGUGUUAACGGAAGAUGCGCAAAGAUUUGCCAACCAAAUGGGAAUUCAGUUGUUUGAAACUUCCGCCAAGGACAACAUCAAUGUAGAGGAGAUGUUUAUGGCAAUAACGCGACAAGUGUUACGGACCAAAAAAGAACGCAAGGAGCGGCAAGCCAUACAGACGAAUGAGACAGUUAACCUGAGGAAAAGCACAAAACAGCACAGGAAAAAAUGUUGUUAGCGAGCGUUGUAUAAGCAUGCUACUCCCUAUUCACAAAAUAUUAUUUGAUACAAUAAUUAGGGCAGAAUAAAACAGAGAGCAUGUGUUAGUACCAUGAGCGGACAUGAAACGCUGGAAACCCUGAUAUUUUCUAACAGCAACUGAGUUUUGUAUUCCAAUUAUGAUACCUAAGAUUGUAUUUUAACUAAGGUAUACUUUUGACGUUUUAGUAUACUCUAUUUAAUAUAAUAGAAUCGAAAUACUGAGCGAGCACGUAGGGCUUAUUUAGUGAAAGCGAUUGUCUAUGCAACAUUCGUUUUUAACGUGUUAAAUACUUUUGCGUGCUACGUUUGAGAACAAAGGCCUAUUCAUUUGUAACAUUUACAGAAGGGUAACUCUCAUAGGCAUACGUACACGAAUAUUUAAAAACUGUGUUACACAUACACGCAUACAAACGCGUUUCAUAUCAUAUUAAUUAAACGAAGCAUCGUAAUUAACAAACAAUGCUACAUCUUCCGCUAAUUUUUAUAAAGUUAUUUUGGUAAUUGUAUAAAAUUUUGCUGCAUUCAAUAAUGAGUUACCAUAUUUUAAAUAAAUCGUAUUUAAAGCGAGUAGGAUUAAAGUUUUUUGAACAAACAGGCGACAGAUAUUAUUAGCUGGUCCAAGUAAUUCUUAGGACGUUUUAGUAAAAUUAAGGUUCCUGUAAUUUGAUGACGCUUUCAAUGCACUCUAAAAGAUUCAACCGAAUGUUAAAGCAGUGGAAUGUAUCAACGGUAUGCAGCGGCAUGCGUUACAACUGGUGUACAAAAGAAAAGACUGCAUGCUGCUCGAAAACCACAAAAACUGCUUAAUCAGGUGAAAUUUAAUAUACUUCCUACUGUGUUCGAAAUAUUUUCGCAUGGGUUUGAAGAAUCAACAUGGUUUAUGAAAUUGAUAUUUAUUGUGAAUUUAUAUAGGCACAUUUCUAAUGUGUAAUUAGUAAAGUUUUAUAAUUGUAAUUUGUUCUGAUUAAAGUUUUAGAAUUAUCUACGGAACUUGAGCGUACAAUUUGUGUGUUUGAACAACAAUGUUUGAAAACACUUUUUUAAACAAGUUUUAAACAGUACCUAAUGGAAUCAUUGAAUAUUAUCAUCCCCGAUAAUUAAGAGCGAUAAACUCUCCGGUAAAAAGUAUGUACAUUGUUACUUCCAAGAUAUAUUACUGAAAUACGCAGUAUUUAGUCAUACAUUAAUGAAACAUUAAGCAGUAUUAUCUUUUUAAUUUUGUAUACGGUCUAACAUAUGUAUCAUACGCAUAAUAGUGGUUCCGUAACGAACGUGAGAAAAGUGAAAAGCUCGUGUAACGUCCGACUUUUAUAUAUUCAAGUAUACAUAAGUACGCAAGAGUAUCUUAAAUUGUCCGUACAUUUGCGACGAAACACAUUACACAUACACACACACACACGGUUUGAAACAUUUAUUGCAGAAGGGUAGAUAGCAAGACGACGAAAAUAUAACGAUCGGUCAUGUCCAGCUAUGACAGAAGCUGUCUGUAUUAAUCUGUGAUAAUAGUUAAGAUAAUGUCGCCAGCUGCCACUGUAAUACCGCUGCGUGUAAUCCCAUUCCUCCCUGCUCCUGUGUAAUUGUUGUAAUUGAUAUCGCCAUUGUUUUCUCUCUUUCUCUUCUCUUUCUAGUUUUCGUUUCUUUCGUACCAAUUACAUAUCUCCCUUAGAGGCAAUAAAGCGACAUCCUGCAAUGUGUACAUAUUCUCUACUUGCCAGUUUUAGUGGCAUAUUCACCAAGUAUUUCAAUCGAGCAUAUUCAAUCUUGUUUACUGUUAUACAGUUACGACGUUGUAAUAUUAUUAUAUACAUACGUACGAUUAUAAAUAAAUAGGAAUUAUAUGUAUGUGUAAACAA